CCUGUGCCACUCACUGUGAACAGAACACCCAGAGAGCCCUGCCCAGACAGACAAGUUCCUCCCAUCACGUGCUGGGGUGAUAAGUGUGAUGGAUAAAGAGAGGAAGAGCCAGCAGUGCCUCUGGCUGGAGAGGCCAAGCGGACCUCACUAAGGUCGUGACAUUUGAACACCAGCUGAAGGGGUGUGAGGGCGAGAGUGUCCAGGAAGAGGGAGGAGCCAGUCCACAGGCCUGGAGGCAGAAGGCUGAUUGAAGAAGAGUCCAGAGGCUCGGGUGGCUGCAGCAGAGAGAGAAGAGGAACGGGGCCAUUGCAGAGCAACACGCACUUUAAAUAAGCAAAACCCCCAUCUUUCCCCUGGGAAGGAAGAGGCCGAGGGAGGCUGUGUUUCUGACUCACACAGGGGAGUGGUAAACAACCCUGGAGAGAACAGCUGGGCCUGGUGAGUCACUCACUCCUGGGAGUGGCUCCUCCCCACCCUGCCGGGCAGCCUGCGGGCUGGGCCUACCUCCUUGUGGCCACACUCCCUCCCUCCGCACCAGGCCUCUCUCUGUGGAGUGUGGGUGGCCACGCACCUCGGUGGAGAUAGAUGGGAGUGGGGCUGGGCUGGCUGGGCAGGCAGGGGUUUUGCUUCUUGCUAAGGCAGCCCUGGAGGGACCCAGUUGCCAUCCCCAGAGCCAGGAUCAUUGGCCGGGCUGGGGGAUCAGGGCCCCCCGUGGUCCCAGCACGCCUGGCCUAUGAGACUGUACUCUGCAUGACUCCUCCAGGUGGCCAGGGUCACCAGAGCUGGCUCGCUCCCCUCUGCCAGUUGCCCGAGGUCUGGGCACCAGGUUACUUUUCACCCUCCCACCAGGGUUAAACAUUAGUGAGAGGUUAUCAGCGUGGGCCGGGGAGGGAGAGGUGGGAAUUCACCUCUGUCUCCUCUGCUGGAGCCGCCAGUCCCCGCAAGCCCAGACAAUGCCCGUGGAGGAGUUUGUGGCUGGCUGGAUCUCUGGAGCUGUGGGCUUGGUCCUGGGACACCCCUUUGACACUGUAAAGGUUCGGCUGCAGACCCAGACCACGUACCGGGGCAUCGCCGACUGCAUGGUCAGGAUUUACCGCCAUGAGUCUCUCCUGGGCUUCUUCAAGGGAAUGAGCUUCCCCAUCGCCAGCAUAGCUGUGGUCAACUCUGUUCUCUUCGGGGUCUACAGCAACACCCUGCUGCUGCUCACGGCCACCUCCCACCAGGAGCGGCGGCUCCAGACGCCCAGCUAUAUGCACAUCUUCCUAGCGGGCUGCACUGGGGGGUUCCUGCAGGCCUACUGCCUGGCUCCUUUCGACCUCAUCAAAGUCCGGCUACAAAACCAGACAGAGCCAAGGGCCCAGCUGGGGAGCCCCCGACCCCGGUACCUGGGGCCGAUGCACUGUGCAGCCUCCAUCUUCCGGGAGGAGGGGCCCCGGGGGCUGUUCCGAGGAGCCUGGACCCUGACACUGAGGGACACUCCCACGGUGGGGAUCUACUUCAUCACCUAUGAAGGGCUCUGCCACCAGUACACACCAGAAGGCCAGAAUCCCAGCUCAGCCACCGUGCUGGUGGCAGGGGGCUUUGCAGGCAUCGCCUCCUGGGUGGCAGCCACGCCCUUAGAUGUGAUCAAGUCCCGGAUGCAGAUGGAUGGCCUGAGACGAAAAGUGUACCGGGGGGUGCUGGACUGCAUGCUACGAGUAUCUUCUCCGAUGGUGGGGAUGAGCCCUGCGGCAAUGACAGCAGCUGCCCAUCAGGCCCAUGUCCCAGAGGCCAGUUUGAGAUUGGAGGUCAGGAGGAAAGCCUACAGCUUGCAAUUCAGUGCAAGAGGCUCAGCCCUUACGGAUCCUCUGUGUAGUUGGCCUUGACUCCUUUGCCUCCCCUAUCUGUGAAGCAGGGAGCACGAGGCACAAAUGAGCUGGCAGUGGUGCUGGUGACAUCCCAGCCCCUGUCCUGUGCCUUCACCCCUUAAGGAGCUCCGAGACUCCGCUUCUGAGAGGCCCUGCUGCCUCCCACCUCCCUGCCUUUCACGGCUCUCUUCCCUGAAACCCAGAAUAACCCUAUGUCUCCUCUAGGAGUCCUUCGGCGGCUCCCAUCACUUUCAGGAAAAGCCCAAGCCCCUUCCUCCUUCCGGGUUCCUCCCUUACCACGAGGCUGGGGUUGCUUCCUGGACCCUGAAUGAGCCGUGCUCUCAUUGCCUGGGCCUGGCCAGCAGUGCACAGUGGCCGGCAAGGUGACUCCAUCAUCCCCGGGUCUGGCCCGGCUCUCCUACGAGACCCAGGCUGAGUUUGGCCUCCUGACCAUUCCUUGACUCUCUUCCCGACCUGAGGCUGACUUUGGGGUUCGGACACCCCGCCCCACACGUGCCAUGAUCACAGCACUUGCCUGCACUUCUUCAGUCAUUGAUUUGCUUCUCGGCUUCCCCACUGGACUGUGAGCUCCAUGAGGUCGGCGAUUGCGCUUUGGUUGGUUUCUAGCCGGAGCCCAGUGCUUGAACAGACGUGUGCAAUCCAUGCUGAUUAAAUGAUGCGACUGCA
Molecule: messenger RNA, 2534 nt
Organism: Callithrix jacchus (white-tufted-ear marmoset)
Lineage: Eukaryota; Metazoa; Chordata; Mammalia; Primates; Cebidae
Gene: SLC25A45
Product: solute carrier family 25 member 45
Biological process (GO): transmembrane transport
Cellular component (GO): mitochondrion
Molecular function (GO): transmembrane transporter activity
Source: RefSeq, a predicted model, not a curated record